Molecule: messenger RNA, 4812 nt
Organism: Colius striatus (speckled mousebird)
Lineage: Eukaryota; Metazoa; Chordata; Aves; Coliiformes; Coliidae
Gene: ACVR1B
Product: activin A receptor type 1B
Exons: 9
Coding region: 8-1549 (513 amino acids)
Biological process (GO): activin receptor signaling pathway; nervous system development; protein phosphorylation
Cellular component (GO): plasma membrane; activin receptor complex
Molecular function (GO): ATP binding; activin receptor activity, type I; activin binding
Source: RefSeq, a predicted model, not a curated record
GCUCGCCAUGGCCGCCCGCAGCCCCCCGCCGCCGCCGCCCCGCGCCCAUCGCCCCUCGCCGCCGCCUCCCGCCGCCGUCCUGCUCGUCCUGUGCCUGGCCGGCUCGCUCGGCGGAGCCCGCGCUCUGACGUGUCUGUGCUCCGACUGCAAACAAGCAAACUCCACAUGUGAAACGGACGGCGCCUGCAUGGUCUCAGUCUUCAACCUGGAUGGAGUGAAACAUCACGUUCGGACCUGCAUUCCUGAGGCCAAGCUGAUUCCUGCUGGGAAACCCUUCUACUGCCUGAGUUCUGAAGAUCUGCGUAAUACUCACUGCUGCUACUCUGAUUUUUGCAACAAAAUCGAUUUAAUGGUUCCCAGCGGACACCUGAAAGAUAACGAACCCCCAUCGAGCUGGGGUCCUGUGGAGCUGGUGGCAGUGAUUGCUGGGCCUGUCUUCCUCGUGUUUGUUGUCAUGAUCAUAGUAGUCUUUGUUUUUCAUCACCACCAACGAGUCUAUCACAAUCGUCAGCGGCUGGACAUGGAAGACCCCUCUUGUGAAAUGUGCCUGUCGAAGGAUAAGACUUUGCAAGAUCUAGUCUACGAUCUCUCCACCUCUGGCUCUGGCUCAGGUUUGCCGCUUUUCGUCCAGCGGACCGUGGCUCGGACGAUCGUCCUGCAGGAGAUCAUCGGCAAGGGCCGCUUCGGGGAGGUGUGGCGGGGCAGGUGGCGUGGAGGAGACGUGGCUGUCAAGAUCUUCUCCUCCAGGGAGGAACGUUCCUGGUUCAGGGAAGCAGAAAUCUAUCAAACCGUUAUGCUGCGCCACGAGAACAUCCUGGGAUUCAUCGCCGCGGACAACAAAGAUAACGGGACGUGGACUCAGCUGUGGCUCGUGUCUGACUACCACGAGCACGGGUCGCUCUUUGACUACCUGAAUCGAUACACAGUGACUAUCGAGGGGAUGAUCAAGCUGGCCCUGUCUGCUGCCAGCGGGCUGGCCCAUCUACACAUGGAGAUCGUGGGCACUCAGGGAAAGCCUGGGAUUGCUCACAGAGACUUGAAAUCCAAGAACAUCUUGGUGAAGAAGAACGGCACGUGUGCCAUCGCUGACCUUGGCCUGGCUGUCCGGCACGAUUCGGUUACGGAUACGAUUGACAUUGCACCGAACCAAAGGGUUGGAACCAAACGAUACAUGGCCCCUGAAGUUCUGGAUGAAACCAUUAACAUGAAGCAUUUCGACUCGUUUAAAUGCGCCGAUAUCUACGCCUUGGGCUUGGUGUACUGGGAGAUUGCUCGGAGGUGCAACGCAGGAGGUAUCCAUGAGGAGUACCAGCUUCCCUACUACGACCUUGUACCCUCUGACCCUUCCAUUGAGGAGAUGCGGAAGGUCGUGUGUGACCAGAAAUUACGACCUAAUAUCCCCAACUGGUGGCAAAGCUACGAGGCACUGCGGGUGAUGGGUAAGAUGAUGCGGGAGUGCUGGUACGCCAACGGAGCCGCUCGCCUCACCGCCCUCCGCAUCAAGAAAACGCUCUCGCAGCUCAGCGUCCAGGAAGAUGUGAAGAUCUAGACCCUGAGCCUCCAGCAGGAGGAAACUGCACAAAAGCUGCCAUGCUAGAGUAGACAUGUGAUGGAGGCCUACCUCUUGUUUCUGCCCAAUCUACUGCUACCAACCAGCCAAGGUGACUACAGGCUGCUCGGUGGGGCGACGGAGCCCAUGGGAUUUGCUCUCUUCCCUGCUUGGGUAUGAAACCUUUUUAUGAUCACCUCCUGACAGUGUGAAGACUUGAGAGGGGACUUCAGACCUGAGGGAUCUCAGCCGUGACCCUCACUCUUUGUUUCUUUAAUGGAAAUCCCUGUCAAGCUCAGUGCCCCCGCGGGGGGCUGGGAGUGGGAAGGGAAAGGGAAGGUUUUCUUGCCACACUCCCGGGGUUUUUGUUUUCCCAGGGACUGGCAGUUGAUGCAGAAAAGAAACCCGACCACAGCAUUUGCAAAACAAAUGGUGCUCCCUUCUGAGAGGCUGAGCCUGAACACUUUUAUCAGCUUCACAAAAACAUUUCCCUCCUCCUCCUUUAUUUUUUUUUCUUCCCCCUUUUGUUUUGUUUUGUUUGUUUUUUCCUUUCUCUCUUCAGCUUGAACAAUUCAGUGUGAGCCCAGCCCCAAGGGGGGCUGUGCACAGCCUGUGUGCAUGUGCAGGCCCCUGCCUGUCCCUUCUCCUCCCGUGGUGGCUCAUCCCUGUCCGUGCUUUCUGUGCAUGUGCAAACCUCAAAGAGUGUCCCGUUGGUUUGAGCUGUGCGUGCUGGUGCUCUCUCCUUGUCGAGUAGUGAGCUUUGUGUCUAGCUUUGGACGGGCUGCUUCAAACCAGACCCUUAGCUCUUCCCUCCCGUGGGUGCUGUGGCCUUUUUGCUGUCCCCACGCCCGGCUGCAGGAAGUUCCCAUCAGGUUGCCUCACUGCCACCCCCUCUCUUUUCUUAAGACAAAACAAAUGAGGGACUGACCUCGCUCUUGGAAUCCACACUUUUUGUCUUGAGCACCCCCCCUGGGGUUUGUGUCUCUUGGUAAGGUGGAAAAAAGACCCAGGGGAGAGAGAUGGCAUCAGAGAGCAGGCACUGGAUGAGACCAGGCCAUGGAGGGGGAAUGCAGGAGACCAUCUCCUAGGAGCCCAAUUCCAGGGCCCCCCAGCCAGGCAGCCUCUGGAGCCCCCUCAGCAGCGUGGGGCCAGGCUCUUGGGGGACCAGGAGCCGACAGCAGGGGCGCAGGGUUUGGAAAUCCACGUCCACCUUUUUAGCUUCUCCAUAUAUAAAUAUCAUAACCUGGAAGUGGCUGUGUGUAACUCGUGUGGGGCUGGGGGGGCAACUGCAUGACUUUUCUUUUUGGUUUAGAUGCCGAAUCAGGGUGAGGUGCAGCUGUUUUGGCUGUUGUCUACAGCGGGGUGUAGCUGGUUUGGCUGUUGUCUACAGCGGGGUGUAGCUGGAUUGGCUGUUGUCUACAGCGGGGUGUAGCUGGUUUGGCUGUUGCCUGCAGUGGGGUGCAGCUGUUUUGGCUGUUGUCUACAGCGGGGUGUAGCUGGAUUGGCUGUUGUCUACAGCGGGGUGUAGCUGGUUUGGCUGUUGCCUGCAGCGGGGUGUAGCUGGAUUGGCUGUUGCCUGCAGCGGGGUGCAGCUGGUUUGGCUGUUGUCUGCAGCGGGAUGUAGCUGAUUUGGCUGUUGCCUGCAGCAGGGUGCAGCUGGUUUGGUUGUCUGCAGCAGGGUGCAGCUGGUUUGGCUGUUGCCUGCAGCGGGGUGUAGCUGGUUUGGCUGUUGUCUGCAGCAGGGUGUAGCAGAGGGGGCAAUGGCUGAGGGCUGAGCAUCGGCAAGGUGUAACUCUUGAAGCCAUAACUUUUAACUGGAGUUGGUUAAUGAACCUUAUUUUUUAUUGCUGUUAACUGUUAUGUUGUGGGAGGGUCUGGAUUUUAACUUUUUUUAACGUUGUUAAGUCUUUCUAAGCGAAGAAACACGAACCCAACCCGUGGUUGUUACCUCUUGAGCUGUUUGUAAAGAAAUCAGUGCAAAAAAAAAAAACCACACACAAAAAAAGGUAAAAACUACAAAAAAAACAACCAAAAACAAACCCAACCCAAAUGCACAACAGCCUGAUUUACACUGGAACUGUUUGUACUCAGACCUUGCACCUGCUCUGCCAGGUGAGGUUUCAUCUCGGCUCCGGCACCGGGGUUUUAACUUUCUGUUGGGGUGGUUGUUUGUUUUUAAACACUCUGUUCUUGCUGUCUGUGGAUCUGUUGUGUCCCUCGUCCUUGGGCCUCUCCCCAUCUUGUCUGUGAGGAGUGUGGUUUUCCCAUGCCUGUUGUGGUGGGAGGGUGGUUGGGGGGAGUAUCCAGCCACACUCCUCCCUGCCCCGUGUCCUGCCUCAGCCAGAGGUUACCGUGUGUCUCCGGUGCCAUCCAUCCCUUCACCAAACCCUUCUGCGUGCCGAGGCCGAGGUGGCGAUUCACAGACACCCUAAAGGCUCCUCCAUCGCUGCUGUGUGGAGACACCAGCCACAGCCUGUCCCAGGGGCUGGGGAGGAGCCUUUGCCACCAUGACAUGACCCACGUAGGAAGGGCCAUCCCCAUGUGCCACGGCGAGCGCCGCCGGCCUCUCCUUCCCCAGCACGAGCCUCCCGUCCCCGUGGGCUGUGAGGCAGCUUCUCGAGGGCAUUAACUGAGCCCCCAUGACUUGCACUGACUCGCCCCAGCCCUCCAAGUGUAGCCACACAUGCAUCUGCCUCAGCGCUAAACCAAACAGCAGACAGCGGAGCGGUUUCAGACGGGGCGAGGGCAGGACCAGAGGGGAUCCCCUAGGAGCCAGGGUUGCAGAGGAGCCUCGUUUGGGGUGAGGUGCAGGAUCCCAGCUUGGGAACGCUGACUAUGUAGCAUUUACACAGCACUUUUCAUGCAAACACGUGCCAGGGAGGCGCAGUGCUGACUCUGCUGCCUGGCAGCACACACAGGGACGGCUGCAAGGAGCCCAAAGCGAGGAGCUGGGCUGGGAGGGGGAGAGAAGGUGUCAGCAACUGGAGGGCAGAGGGCGUGAGGGGGAGGCAGAGGCAGGGAGCUCGUGCUCCUCAUCGUGGCGUGGGGCCGAGCAGUGGUACGCCGGCUUCAGAACAGAUCUCUUGGUACUUAACCUGCCCCUUUCAUUUGUUUGGGUUUUGUAUAUUUUAUUAGAAACGGACUGUAAAAUAGCCACUUAGACACUUUACCUCUUCAGUAUGCAAAUGUAAAUAUGGUGUAAUAUAGGAAAUCUUUUGUUUAAUAUAAACCAAGGCUGUCGAUUUCUGCUGUACAUGAUUAAA